AUGGCCCCAACUAAUCCUACGUUCCCGUCUGCCAACCGCCCUCUGGCUAUUAAGGAAAUAGUUGGUGAGGCAGAGGGCUUUAAAUGGGAUCCUGCUAUACCGCUGAAGUUUUGGCUGCGCACUGCCAACACACUAUUCCUAGAGGGUAGAAGCUAUCUGAGUGAUGGUAAUUUCGCUCAAGCCUACCUCAUCUAUAUGCGAUAUUUAGAUCUCGUUACGAAGAAACUGCCUAAACACCCCAGCGCUAAAGCUCCCGAGGAAAAAAGGGCCCUCAACGAAUUAUACAAGUCCCUUGGGGAUGUUAUGUCUAAUCUCGAGAAGAUUAAACCAAUUAUCGAACAGGAUUAUAACGCGUGGCAAGAACGGUCUAAGAAACAGGGCCGCCAAAAGCAGGAGGCUAGUCAUCCCAAGUCUAAGCCGCCAUUGACCUACGAAGAGCGCGCAUCCCGAGACCCUGCCUUAUCUUCUACGCAUCGAUUGCUCAAUGCCGGUGACUAUCAGGAUCUUGCAGUUGAGCUGGCCGAGAGGGAGUUUCGCCGUAGGGAUACAAAUAGGGGUGCGGCUAGAAAUACCGGCGUAUCGCACGAGGAAGAUACACGCGGUGCGGGCUUCUGGAACAACUGGACGACCGAGCUAGCUGAUAAACAAGCUGAAGAUGAAGAACUUUUCAGAAGGCAGAUGGAGUCAAUGAGAAAGACAUUAGAUGGAGAUGAGAGUGGCUACACGAACAAUAUUCCACGAAAACAUUCGCGCCCUUCAUCAAUAGCAAGUCCUUCAACAAGCUAUCGAUACCCAUCUAUCUCUCCAUCUCAGCCUAUUCAGUACGAGGCCGAGCACACCCAUGCCAGAAAACCGUCAACUCCUCAACCUCUCCGACCACCCAAAGAAGAGAUCUUUCGUCGGCCUGAAACUAGUCCGAGCCAUACUCCUGCACCAGAGCUGCCUACUAAGAUACAUGCAUCCCCCGAAAGGACGCUCCCAACACCCGAGACAUCUCAAGAACUCCCUACCCUCCCACCUAAGAUACGCGAAGAGUCUCCUGUGCCCCAGAAGGAACAGCAACGCCUUACAUUUAAACCAGCAGCCUACCUCGAGAGUGGCGAACCACUCCGCUCCGUUUUCUUACCCAGUCAAUUACGCAGCCGAUUUUUGUCAAUCGCUGCAGAAAACACCCGGCGUGGUCUCGAGAUGUGCGGUAUCCUCUGCGGAACUGCUGUUAAGAACGCCUUAUUCGUGCGUUGUCUAUUGAUCCCUGAACAAACCAGCACUUCGGACACGUGCGAGACAGAAAAUGAAAACACCAUGCUGGAGUACUGUAUGGAUAAUGACCUAAUAAUAUUAGGUUGGAUUCACACGCACCCAACCCAGACCUGCUUCAUGAGUUCUAGGGACCUGCAUACCCAAUCUGGCUAUCAGAUCAUGAUGCCGGAGAGCAUAGCUAUCGUCUGUGCUCCGAGCUUUAAGCCCUCUUAUGGCAUAUUCCGCCUCACCAAACCUCCUGGUUUAGACUACAUCCUUGGUUGCACACAGACCAGCACUUUCCACCCACAUGCUAUGGAUAACCUCUAUACGAAGGCGCAGUCCCCACCGGGUCACGUUUACGAGACUGACAAGCUGGAGUUCGACGUACAUGAUCUUCGACCGGGCGGCCGCAACAGCAACAGCACCGUGCAGCACAAGAACUUUUAG
This is a messenger RNA of Daldinia childiae, 1689 nucleotides long. RefSeq names its product AMSH-like protease sst2. Gene Ontology annotation, cellular component: endosome; membrane. Gene Ontology annotation, molecular function: K63-linked deubiquitinase activity; protein binding; metal-dependent deubiquitinase activity. Lineage: Eukaryota; Fungi; Ascomycota; Sordariomycetes; Xylariales; Hypoxylaceae. The transcript has 3 exons. Bases 1 to 1689 code for a protein of 562 amino acids. Gene Ontology annotation, biological process: protein K63-linked deubiquitination. The record is from RefSeq and is a predicted model, not a curated record.